AAGGGCACUGUUAGCGAUGAAACGAUUUGUGUCUGUGUUUUGUAUUCGUGUAGCAGAGUAAAUUGCGCUUUGUCAAAUUUUAUAAACUGAAAUUUUAUGAUUUUGAAUUGUUUUAAUAAAACAGGACAGAUAAAAUACCUUUUAUGUUUUGAUUUUAACUUGAAAUAUAAGUUAUUCUAUUAUAAAUUAUGUAAGGGCGGCCAUAUAGGCUUAAAUUGGUUAGUUUUAUGAAAAUUCUAUGUAAAGACUUGUUGCUGUUUUUACAUUCUUUAAUAUAUAUUGAACAAGUUUAAAAUUAUAAUUCGAAUCCAUUUUGGAUUUUAUUUCUUCUCUCUCUGACUAACGAAAGGACAACUGUUUUGAACAGAUAUAUGUGACUAGUUUCAGAUGAUGUGGAAUAGAGUUGUUUUGACUUAUGAAAUAUAUUGUUGUUGACUUAAAAGUUCACAAGAACUCAUGAGUAGAACAACUCCAUCUCUUAGUCGCAGUCAUCCCAAAUCAUAUGACUAUCUUCUCAAGUUUUUACUAGUUGGAGAUAGUGAUGUAGGAAAACAAGAAAUCCUCAGUGGUUUGGAUGAUGGAUCUCAGGAAUCACCAUUUUGUGGUUCCUCUGGUGUUGCAUACAAAACGACCACAAUUCUUUUGGAUGGAAAACGUAUAAAACUUCAAUUGUGGGAAUCAUCUGGACAAGGAAGAUUCUCCACCAUCAUUCGUUCUUAUUCAAGAGGUGCACAAGGUAUAAUACUUGUCUACGAUAUCACCAAUAAAUGGUCAUUUGAUGGCAUUGAUCGAUGGUUGACAGAAGUCGAGGAGCAUGCUCCUGGUAUUCCAAAGAUCUUAAUUGGCAACAGACUUCACUUAGCUUUCAAAAGGCAAGUGAGUGAGGGCACUGCUGAAAGCUAUGCCCGGAAACACAGCAUGGUAUUUUUCGAAGUCAGCCCACUCUGUAAUUAUAACAUAACUGAAUCAUUUGUUGAACUGUCACGUAUGGCAUUGUUGAGAAAUGGCAUGGAAAGAUUGUGGCGAAGUAAUAGAGUUUUGUCACUCCAAGAGCUUUGUUGCCGAGCCAUAGUCGCCCGAACCACCGUCUACAGCAUUGAGCAGCUUCCUCUUCCCAUUCCCUUGAAGUCAUGUCUCAAAUCCUAUUCAAUGACCACAUACAAAUCCCGCCCUCACAUCCCCAACACACGGGACAAAUCCCUCAAGAAGACCAAACAGCUCCACCACCCCUGCGACUCGCUCACGUCCCAGUGUCGAAAGAGCUGCUCCAUAUCCUAGCUAAGUGUGUUCACUCCGACUGCUCAUUCAAAAAAGAUCAUGUUGCCAAUCUUUUUUUAGACUCUUAUCAAAAAGCAUAUCUCCUUUUUUUUAACAUUUAAGGAAAGAAAAAAAAAGGAAGUUUGAAUAAAAUGUGAUUUGUAAUUUAGUCUGCAGGAUUUUUUUUUCUAUCUGCAGUGAGAAAAAGAUGUUCAAUGUUUGUAAAAGUAGGUAAUUGUUGUGCUUUUCGAGCUGUAUAAAUGCUUCAUUGUGCUGUUUAAUUGUGACGUCAGAAUGUAUAGUAAUGAUAUUUUACAAUAAAAAUAUAUGAAGUGUUA
This is a messenger RNA of Argiope bruennichi, 1595 nucleotides long. RefSeq names its product ras-related protein Rab-40C-like (gene Rab40). Gene Ontology annotation, biological process: protein localization to plasma membrane; intracellular signal transduction. Gene Ontology annotation, molecular function: GTPase activity; GTP binding. Lineage: Eukaryota; Metazoa; Arthropoda; Arachnida; Araneae; Araneidae. Bases 457 to 1278 code for a protein of 273 amino acids. The transcript is spliced from 7 exons. The record is from RefSeq and is a predicted model, not a curated record. Gene Ontology annotation, cellular component: endosome; synaptic vesicle; plasma membrane.